AGCCAACAUUUGGAAAACCAAGGUUCAUCAUGGCAAUCCUGAGAAGUCUGCUGCUUCUUUUCAUUGUGUUCUCAAUGGGGAAUGCAGAUGUUGAGAUAGCUGAAAGAUGCCCCAAUGGAUGGAUAAACUUUGGAGUCCGAUGCUUCAAGUACUUCUCUCAGUCGGUUAACUGGAUCACAGCAGAGAGAAACUGUCUAAGUCUGGAUGCAAAUCUCGCAUCUGUGCACAGUAAAGCGGAAAAUGAGUUUGUGCAGAGUCUGUUGCCCUCUUCCUCCACACGUUGUUGGUUUGGUAUUCAAGAUGGGGAACAAGAAGGACAGUGGGUGUGGAGUGAUGGAACUCCAUAUGACUAUGCCUACUGGUGUGCUGGAGAACCUAACAAUUCGGGUGUCGAAAACUGUGGGGAGGUCAACAUCAACCAGAGUUCUAAUCGUUGUUGGAACGAUCUACCCUGUUUGAGUCAAAUAGGCUAUGUUUGUGCUAAAGUCCUGUGAGAUCACAUGCAGUCAUCUUUCUCCAAUAUUCUGAUUUCAUCUUUAAAAAAAUGUAACUCUUAAAUUAAGCCUUUUAG
Molecule: messenger RNA, 571 nt
Organism: Carassius gibelio (silver crucian carp)
Lineage: Eukaryota; Metazoa; Chordata; Actinopteri; Cypriniformes; Cyprinidae
Product: ladderlectin-like
Exons: 6
Coding region: 30-494 (154 amino acids)
Molecular function (GO): signaling receptor activity
Source: RefSeq, a predicted model, not a curated record